Penicillium bovifimosum is the source of this 1005-nucleotide messenger RNA. RefSeq names its product Clr5 domain-containing protein. The record is from RefSeq and is a predicted model, not a curated record. The coding region runs from base 1 to 1005 and encodes 334 amino acids. NCBI's taxonomy places the organism in Eukaryota, Fungi, Ascomycota, Eurotiomycetes, Eurotiales, Aspergillaceae. The transcript is spliced from 3 exons.
AUGGAAACUUAUCCCCCCAUCUCCCCUCAAUCCAAUGUCUUUCGACCCCGCCGAUCGGACGACUGGCAUGAAUACCGCGAAAUCAUCGAACAGCUCUACCGCAACGACCAGUUGAAACUCCGCGAUGUCAAGCGCAUCAUGGAACGAGAUUAUAAGUUCUUUGCAUCAGAGAAACAAUACAAAGAUCGACUGGCCGCAUGGCAUGUCCGAAAGAAUAUCAAGGCCAAAGAGGUCCAUCUUAUGCUUCGCAAGCAACAGAAGCGUGCAGCCCAGGGCAAACAGACAGCCUUCCGGGUAAACGGGCAGAACGUCGACCCAAAGCGUAUCGCCCGCUUCGUCCGUCGUUAUGGCACCUCAUGGGAUACGAAACCAGGCAAGGAACCAGAGACCGAGCCCCAAAGUCCUGAGCCUCAAACACCCUCCGAUAUGACCUGCUACACCCCCGAACCAGCGGACGAACAAAGCGUCACAACACCCAUCUCCCCAAUCCCGGACAUGCAUUCCCCGCGAGAAAUGCCCCCCUUCCCCCUCGGCUCAUACGGUAAAUCCCCGGUUCUCCCGGCGGUCCGUACACAUGAUAUUGAUGCAAGAUAUCCCACUCUAGACCCAAACCACCUCGAAAACCUCCCCGACUUGGAACUAGAUGAAAGCCCCAUGCCGAUGACCAUGCAUUCAACUCAUUCAACUCAGCCCCGCCAUCUCCACUCUUACCACCACUCAAUAGGAAACCAUCUCGCCCAUGCCCAUUCCCAGCCGAAUCAUCACGUUGCUGCCCACGGCCACCGUCAUGGCCAUGGGGUGCAUGCUCAGCCUGGGCCUGCGCCGAGGGAUUUAGAGGAUGCGCCUGGUGAAGAAGAUACGCAUCCGCCGGACUGGAAUACGGUUGAGUCGUUCCAAACGAGAUUGCAGGGGUUGGAUUAUACGCUUACGCACACGAUGUCGAAGUGGGCUAGGGAUGAUCAUCCUAAUUCGGAAGUUCCUCAUCAUGAGGGAUUGGGGAUGUGA